This is a messenger RNA of Hipposideros armiger (great roundleaf bat), 2212 nucleotides long. It is a transcript of the gene VAMP3, whose product is annotated as vesicle associated membrane protein 3. Gene Ontology annotation, biological process: vesicle-mediated transport. The transcript has 5 exons. Bases 104 to 418 code for a protein of 104 amino acids. NCBI's taxonomy places the organism in Eukaryota, Metazoa, Chordata, Mammalia, Chiroptera, Hipposideridae. Gene Ontology annotation, cellular component: membrane. The record is from RefSeq and is a predicted model, not a curated record.
ACGUCAUCGGUUCCGCGCCGCCGCCGCCCCGCCCAGGUUCCCGGCCUCCGCUCCAGCUGCGCCACUCCGCGGACCCUCACCUGCCGCCGCCGCCGCCGCCAAAAUGUCUACAGGUAUGCCUGCGGGUUCCAGCGCUGCCUCUGGCAGCAAUCGAAGACUUCAGCAGACACAAAAUCAAGUGGAUGAGGUGGUGGACAUCAUGCGGGUGAACGUGGACAAGGUGUUGGAAAGAGACCAGAAGCUGUCGGAGCUGGAUGACCGCGCAGAUGCGCUGCAGGCAGGAGCUUCCCAGUUUGAAACGAGUGCUGCCAAGCUGAAGAGGAAAUACUGGUGGAAGAAUUGCAAGAUGUGGGCGAUAGGGAUUAGCGUCGUGGUUAUCAUCAUCAUCAUCAUCAUCGUGUGGAGCGUCUCUUCAUGAAGAGCCACCGAGACCCCAGCCUGCUGUUCAAGAACCCUCUUCCAGACUUCUGACUUAGGACCCGCUCUGUUAUCAAGCUUACCUGUUGUUGUAUCUGAAAUGAUUAUUUUCUGUUAGUUAAUGUAAAGUUCGAUCCCUAGGAAAGGCGCCUUCCUUUACCAUGCACUCCGCACGAGAAGCGUGGUCAGCCCAGCCACCUUUUGCACAGUGCCUUUACACAUUUACACACGGGCUGAUGCGACGGACUCCUUCAAUAAGUUCCAGAGUGCUGGAGCCCAGAAGUAGUGUUUUCUGAUUAAUUGCCAUUAAUUCCAGGGAAGGGAAUUCUUUUCAAGUUAGCUAUCCUCGUCAGAGGAGAUUGCCUUCAGAUGCCCACUUUAAACCUUUGGGGAAUCAGAUUUCCAAUUCGUGCCUUCUAGAAAGAACACUACUGUUUAACUCAAACCUGUGACAGUAACAAGCUGUGCCUUAUUUUGCUACUUUUCUGAUUCCCUGUAAGAGAACCCUCCUGUUUGUAAGCACUACUGACUCUUGCUAUAUUUAAAAAUAAGAUGCUGGUAAAGAGUUUUUGCUCUUACACGAGAUAUGAAGAUGUUUACUUUCUUAUUGUUUUGUAUCAUUUGCUAAAAAUAUUAUUUUAAUCAGAACUAAUAACCUGUUUGAAACAUUUUUGUAGAACUAUGACUAUGACCAAAGUUUCUAUUUUGCCAAAAAGUUACAUCCCGGUAAAAUGUCCUUACGUCUGUUCCCGACAGCUAAAUUCAGGAAAGUGACAAAUGAACUCAAGGUGCCCUUCAGAAUUAAAGUCAUGAUAUUGUUUGUGAAGCUUCUACAUCCUGACAGGCCUUUCUUGCCUCUGAAAUACUGCGGGUGGUGUGACUCCCCUUCUGAUUCAACAUUUUUCCCGGGGAUAGAGGUUUGAGCUAGACACUGAUGGUCUCAUACCUGGAGACGGAUUACCAGCAGUUUGCAGGUUACCAGCUGUGGACUCCAGAAUGUUUCUAAGAAUUACGUUAGCCAUGACUUUGUAGCUUUCCAGCAAGACCAUCUGCGAGCUGGUCAUUAUGUGGCCCUGUCCCCAGAGACCGUAGCUUUCUGGAGUCUGUUUCCUAUGUUUAUUCAUAUUCCACUUCCGAAAUCUUCCAAAGUCUUCUAUACGGUGCUUUCAGUCAGCAUUGGUCAGGGCUGGAUGACCCUUCACAGAGGCUAGCUAGCCAGAGACUCUUCAGUGUCAGACUACCUGCACACAGUGCUGCUUUGGAAAUAGCUGUUGUCAUCUGAGAGACUUUUGUUGAGACUUUUCAACAUCAGGCCAUGUGGCUAAGGACAGGAAUUCAGGUGGGAAUGAAAACAGGUUAGGACGCACUGAGGGAGAAAUGCAGAGGUAUUACCACUCCGUGGCCCAUUGUUACCGGAAUAUUCUAAAAUUCUUCACACCUAGUGUGUGACUUACAAAACAACAGUUGAGGUACACCAGGGCACAGUUCCGUUUCUUUGUUUCUGUUCCCCUAACAUCACUGAAGUGUUGUGGUGUUAAAAACAUGCCUUGCAGUAUGCCCAGCUGUGAGAAGCGAGCAGCUGUCGGUAUCAGGACGUGACCCCCCCACCCCCACUCCCCAGCUCAGGGGCUCUGGCCGGGUCUCAGCUGAAACUUUGGUGCUCUCUCCUUGGCCUCAAUGCUCAGUCUCAUGUGGCCCACUGGCUCCUGCAUUAACCCAGGAAUACCUCGCUUGUGUCUGCAUUAGCUGGGACCUGCCCAUUCUAAUGAACGGAAUAAACUGUUUAUAAACCCAA